Messenger RNA from Oncorhynchus nerka (sockeye salmon), 1475 nucleotides. Its product is annotated as claudin-4-like. Bases 195 to 845 code for a protein of 216 amino acids. The transcript has 2 exons. Gene Ontology annotation, molecular function: structural molecule activity. Lineage: Eukaryota; Metazoa; Chordata; Actinopteri; Salmoniformes; Salmonidae. Gene Ontology annotation, cellular component: bicellular tight junction; plasma membrane. The record is from RefSeq and is a predicted model, not a curated record. Gene Ontology annotation, biological process: cell adhesion; bicellular tight junction assembly.
GACAACUGCGAUCACCUUCGGUUGUGUUUGUGGCUAGUCGAAGACAGACCCGUCCACAGAACUAACCAGCCAGAGUCCUUGUCCAUCAAAGCAGACACGUCCUCCAGGCGAACGGAAGAACAACAGGCUAUAGCCCUCCAACCCCUAAGGACUGACAUCUCCUUGCAAGUUCUGCACAAGCUGUAGCGCCCCCCAUGGCUGUGGAGGAGCUGGGCAUCACCCUGUCCAUGGUGGGCCUGGCAGGUACCAUCCUGAUCUGUGCCCUGCCCAUGUGGAAGGUUACAGCGUUCAUCGGCACCCACCUGGUGGUCAUGCAGGUGUUCUGGGAGGGCCUGUGGAUGACCUGUGUGUCUGAAACCACGGGACAAAUGCAGUGUAAAAUCUAUGAUGCUCUUCUAGACCUGUCCCCUGACCUCCAGGCGGCCAGGGGCCUCAUCGUCAUCAGCAUGGUACUGGGCUGCCUGGCAUUCCUUGUCUUCCUCCUGGGGGCUAGGUGUACCAACUGCCUGAGCCAUCCCAAGUUCAAAGCCAGCAUGGUGCAGGCCGCAGGGGUCACCUUCGCCCUGGCUGGGUUAAGCAUCAUAGUGGCUGUGUCCUGGACGGCCCAGUCAAUCAUUAGGGACUUCUAUAACCCGCGGGUCCCUGAGGUGCUCAAGAAAGAGAUGGGGGCGGCCAUCUAUGUGGGCUGGGUAACCUCUGGGUUCCUGUUCUGUGGAGGAGGGGUGCUGUGUACCAGCUGUCCUCCAGGGGGGAGAGAGGGCAGGCAUGGUUCCAGCAGUAGGUACACCCUGGCUAGGAUGCCCACUCACAGUCACAGCAGCUACGCCAUAAAGAACUAUGUGUGAGAGGGGAGUGCUUUAUUUGCCUUUUAACUUCAGGCAAAUAGUGUUGGCAGGUGUUGGCACUAUGAAGAAACAUGUCACAGCAAGUUUUUCCAUGACAACAUUGUUAUUUUGUACAUUGAAUGUCCAUGUCUGGUUAUUCAGUGUAUUGUCUGACUUUCAUAGAUUUAGAAUUGCCCUGGAACUAUUUGAUAGCUUGGUGGAAGUUUAAAAAAAUACGAUCAUGUUAAUUGAUUCUUGUUACAAAAUAAGUCUGACUUAGGUAAUUGUAGCUAUUAAAAUGUUCACUCUAUCACCAUGAAAUAUGGUUACUGAGGAAAUAUCUGUUAUUGAAAUAUAAUCACUGAAAAUCAAUAGGUUACUAAUAUUGACAGUACAACUACGUCAACUGAAUGAACCUGAUUGUUUUUAUAUCCCUGUAUUGUAAUUCACAUAUUUUCAUUUUUCCACAUCCUAUUCAACUGUGGUUACUACUUAUAAUGUGUUUUGUAACAAUGUUUAUCACAGUUACUUUUGUGAUUAGAAUCUGCAUGCUAAGAGAAUAGAGGCAGUACUUUAGCGGGCAACAAAUCAUGUUCGUUGAAUGAUUUGCAAUUUGAACUUAAUAGAAAUAAACAUUUUGGUUAGAAAUGA